Messenger RNA from Fomitiporia mediterranea MF3/22, 2585 nucleotides. RefSeq names its product DUF1793-domain-containing protein. The record is from RefSeq and is a predicted model, not a curated record. Bases 203 to 2302 code for a protein of 699 amino acids. Lineage: Eukaryota; Fungi; Basidiomycota; Agaricomycetes; Hymenochaetales; Hymenochaetaceae. The transcript has 19 exons.
UCGUCACCAUGCGCCCGAGGUGAUCAUAUGUUGCUCCGCGCAAAGUAGUCAAGGCGGCAAAACCGGCAAACAUUCAGAAGAACAGACGCUCCCCUCAGACAUUUAAAAGGAUCGGAUAUCCAUAGCUUUGCGUACGUUUUGCGUUCCCACCAUAUUCAAACUGGAUUUCCUGUGAGACAACUCUGGAUAAUCUUUGCCGGAGAUGCUCGGAAAACUCUCAGGCAUGGUUAUAUGCUUGAAUGUCUUGCUCGCGCUGCUCUAUGCACAUGUCGCGCGUGCUGCUGUGAACUGGACGGUUACGCCUUUCAACCCGCCUGCUAUUCCUCUGGCGGUCCGGACGCCUUAUCUCUCUGCAUGGCUUUUCCAAGGCGAUGGCGCCGCUCUCAAUGACGCGUGGCCCUCAUUUUGGACUGGUGGUGUCCUCGGGUGGGCGGGUUAUGCACGCGUCGAUAACACGCCUUACAUUUUCAUGGGGACGCCGAGUGUUCCAGGCAAGUCUCCUCAGAAGGCCGUUCAGCAGAGUUUCAAGUUCACGUCCACGCAAAGCACUUUCGUUAUGAGAUGUGGAGCGGUUGACUUGACUGUCAACUUCCUUAGCCCUGUCGAGCCAAGCGACUUCGCCAGACAAUCCUUACCUUUCGCUUACUUUACCGUUUCGGCUGCAUCGAACGAUGGAGGUUCUCACUCAGUGCAAGUCUAUUCCGACAUCUCCGGCGAAUGGAUCACAGGCGAUAACUCCCUUACUGCCAAUUGGUCCACUACUGUCGGCGACAUAAUCACUCACCAAGUCCAGCUUGUGGACCAGGAACCGUUUACUGAAAUUUCAGAUCGCAUUCAGCAGGGUUCUGCAUUCUACUCCGUAGUAAAGAAUUCCGAUACCACAUACCAGACAGGUCAAGAUACGGUCGUCCGAGGACAGUUCAUCGACAAUGGUGUCUUGGCCAACACGCAAGACACGAAUUUCCGUGCCGUUCAAGACAACUGGCCGAUUUUCGCUCUCGCCCAGGACCUUGGAAACGUACAGGGUCCUUCAUCGCCUAUCGUACUCUCUAUCGGACACGUUCGCGACCCUGUCGUUGAAUACAUCGUUGCAAACAACCAGCUUCAGAACAGAAGUCCGUAUUUCUUGAGUCAGCAUGUAUCACCUGCAGACGCUAUUUCAUUCUUCCAUGGUGACUACUCGAAUGCAGUCCAGUCAGCCAACUCGUUCGAUUCGAAAGUGAACACUGACGCUUCGGCGAUCUCGUCGAAUUACGCUGGGAUUGUCGAGCUGUCGAUUCGUCAGGCCUUUGCUGCGACCGAGCUUACAAUUGGCAGAAAUGCGGACAGUUCACUCAACGCCUCUGAUGUUUUAAUUUUCAUGAAAGAAAUUUCCAGUAAUGGAAACAUGAAUACCGUCGAUGUCAUCUUCCCUGCCUGGCCCGUUUUCCUCUAUACGAACCCCGAGUAUGGUCGUCUACUUCUCGAACCGUUAUUCAGGUAUCAGGAGACUGGUCAAUACCCCAAUAAAUACGCGUUGCAUGAUCUCGGCGCUCACUAUCCUCAAGCUCUCGGUCACAAUGAUGGGCAAGAUGAAGCAAUGCCGGUAGAAGAGAGCGGUAACAUGGUGAUCAUGUCUCUAAGUUACACUCAAGCAACAGGCAACACUGGAAUUCUUACGGCCCACCACGGUCUGCUCGACCAAUGGACUCAAUUCCUAAUCGAAGAUUCUUUGAUCCCGGAGAAUCAACUCAGUACAGACGACUUCGCAGGCCACCUUGCGAACCAGACGAACCUUGCGAUCAAGGGGAUUAUUGGUAUCAAGGCGAUGUCUGUCAUCGAAGGAAUGCUAGGCGAUAAUGCGACCGAGUCUAACUACAGUUCGAUAGCUACGGAUUAUGUCAGGCAGUGGGAAGGCUUCGCGAUUGCGUCGAGUGGGGACCAUUUAACGCUGAACUAUGGCAAUGACUCUAGCUGGGGCCUUUCAUACAACCUCUACGCCGAUAAGCUUCUGCAGACGAAUCUCUUCCCCCAAAACAUUUACGACAUGCAGACGGCAUGGUACAAGACAGUCGAUGAUUCUUUCGGCGUACCCCUGGACACUCGCCACACGUACACCAAGAGUGACUGGGAGAUAUGGACGUCAGCUAUAGUCUCGGACACGACAGCACGCGACAUGUUUAUCGAUGCUGUGCACAAGUACGCGUCAAGUGGGAUAGGAAGUCAGCCCCUCGGUGACUGGUAUGAGACGCUUAAUGGAGCUCCUGAGGCUUUCAGGGCUCGCCCUGUGGUUGGUGGACACCUCGCUUUGCUUGUUUUGUGAGUAUAAGACAUAUCCGACCCUUUUCAUUCUUUUUUCUUGAUCAAGACACGCGACAAUCGCUCGUUACCCUUUUCCACUCGUUACCUUCCCUUUUUUUCUCUUCGUUCUUUAAUCUUGGAUUGGAACGGAGCGGAACAAUUUUGAAACAACCAAACAAACUUCAAAUAUUCGUCGUUUUCCCUUUUUGAACGACGCAACGUACAUUGAAACGUGAUUUGAUUCUCGUCGUUUUUUCUCGAAUUUAUCUUCUCUGAACGUAACAAAUCUAAUCCUGUGCUAAACC